Molecule: messenger RNA, 1687 nt
Organism: Glossina fuscipes
Lineage: Eukaryota; Metazoa; Arthropoda; Insecta; Diptera; Glossinidae
Product: probable serine/threonine-protein kinase clkA
Exons: 7
Coding region: 606-1493 (295 amino acids)
Source: RefSeq, a predicted model, not a curated record
UUUUUUUUUUUUUUUUGAUUGAAAGUGAAGUUGAACGUAUGUGAAAGUACGGUUGACUGCAGAGCUCUUGUUAAUUUGGCACAGUUUUCUCUAAGGUUCAGCGAAUAAAAAGUUUUUGAAACUUUUUCUCCUCUUUUUUGCUUAUUGCUCGGCAUUUACUAAGCAAAUAACAGCAAUUGGAAUGACCUACAAAACAACAUGUGCUGCUGCAAGUUAAGACAAACUUUUGGGAAAAGCAAACUAUAUACGAAAGUAGAACAAACAGCCCAUAGUAAGGAAUAUACAUAUAUGCAUUCAUGUAGUGUCAAGCAGACAUCACUCAUUUAAAUUAUUAUUAUGCAACUUGAACUGAAAGCGGACAUGCGUAUGCAUUUAUAUUUAAAUACUUAUAACAGCAGAAGAGUAACAAUAAUAACAACAACAACAACAACAACCGAAUAUGAUAAUACACCAUUAGCAACCUCUACGCUUGGGUCUUAACAUAAAAAUUUGUCUACAAACUGAACAAUAAAGCGUUGUGUGAUGAUAAUGUUUAGAUAUAACAAAAAUGAAAACAAAAUUUCAAAAUUUAUACAGCAAUAAAAAAUAGGAGAAACAAAAGGUAAAUGUCAGAAAAAAACAGCAACAACAUGUUGUCGGGCGACAAUAAUAACAACAAGAAAUGUGGGUGCUUAUGCUCAUCUUUAACAUCGUGCACUGGGGCUUCUAAAUAUGUGCUUUGCGAAGACAUACAAACACCCGGUCUGCGUCGUACAGACAGCAGUAGCAAUGCAAUAAUAAAUCGCGUUUACAACAUAUGCAGUAACAACAGCAACAAUAAUAAUAAUAAUAAUAAUAAUAAUAAUAAUAAUAAUAAUAGUAAUAAUGAUAACAAUAAUACUAAUACCGAUAACCACGAAUGCUAUAAUCAGCUAAUUAGUAAGAGAAACCGUUUCAUAAGUGUUAGUAACAACUUUAAUCGUCUCAUAAAAUUUAUUAUUGUUUUGAUGCUAUGUUCAUGCUGCGAUUUAACACAAGCCGCUCUGCGUAAUGUCAAUUUAUAUGUGGAACCACCCGCUGUGCGCAGAGGGCAAUCGGUAACCUUACGCUGCCAAUACACAUUGGAGGGAGCGCCAUUGUAUUCGGUCAAGUUUUAUCGCGGUCAAUUGGAAUUUUUCCGUUACACACCUGGUGAAUAUCCGAAUACAAAAGUUUUUCAUUAUCCCGGCAUAAAAGUUGAUGAAAGUGUAUCAAAUGCUACUCAAGUGAUUAUACGAAACGUUAGCUUCAACUUAUCAGGUAAUUUUGCCUGCGAGGUAACAGCCGACGCACCAUUAUUUUCUACAGCCACUGCAUAUGCUCAAAUGCAAGUAGUCGAAUUUCCGGAGAAACGUCCGCAACUCUUUACCGAGCUAACUCGUUACGAACCGGGUGAUAUAUUGCGUGCCAACUGCAGUACACCGCCAUCUCGGCCACGAGCUGAAUUAAGAUUUACCAUAAAUAACAUGCCGUGACUUCGUCUGGCGGCGGCUUCACAAGUUUUCUGGAAUCGUACUUCGCAUCAUCUGCAGCACCCAAAGACUUUAAGCGUACAACAACAAUUAUAAAUGCAUGUUUUAUUAACUAUACGAUAAUGUAUCUAAUUAGCUACAUAAGCAAUUUCUAUGGUCUCAGAUAGUUUAAUGAACGUUAAAGUAAAAAAUAAAAA